Molecule: messenger RNA, 851 nt
Organism: Drosophila mauritiana
Lineage: Eukaryota; Metazoa; Arthropoda; Insecta; Diptera; Drosophilidae
Gene: vnc
Product: N-alpha-acetyltransferase daf-31
Exons: 1
Coding region: 21-611 (196 amino acids)
Biological process (GO): N-terminal peptidyl-glutamic acid acetylation
Cellular component (GO): NatA complex
Molecular function (GO): protein N-terminal-serine acetyltransferase activity; protein-N-terminal-glutamate acetyltransferase activity
Source: RefSeq, a predicted model, not a curated record
CACGUCUACACAGCAUCACCAUGAACAUACGCUGCGCAAAACCGGAAGACCUAAUGACCAUGCAGCACUGCAAUCUGCUGUGCCUGCCCGAAAACUACCAGAUGAAAUACUACUUUUACCACGGACUAACCUGGCCUCAGCUUAGCUACGUGGCCGUCGACGACAAGGGCGCCAUUGUGGGCUAUGUCCUGGCCAAGAUGGAGGAGCCAGAGCCCAAUGAGGAGAGCCGCCAUGGGCACAUCACCUCGCUAGCGGUCAAGCGUUCCUAUCGGCGAUUGGGCCUGGCCCAGAAGCUCAUGAAUCAGGCCUCUCAGGCGAUGGUCGAGUGCUUCAAUGCCCAGUACGUGUCCCUGCACGUGAGGAAGAGCAAUCGGGCUGCCCUGAACCUCUACACCAACGCCCUCAAGUUCAAGAUCAUCGAGGUGGAGCCGAAGUACUAUGCCGAUGGCGAGGAUGCUUAUGCAAUGCGACGCGACCUCAGCGAGUUUGCCGAUGAGGAUCAAGCCAAGGCUGCCAAGCAGUCGGGCGAGGAGGAGGAGAAGGCGGUCCACAGAUCCGGCGGGCACGGCCACUCGCACAACCACAGCGGUCACGAUGGCCAUUGUUGCUGAACACUUUCGCUGCCGGCGCAUGCUGGUUUCGACGUUUUUUGCAUUUUUGUGCAUUAGGGUUUUGUAAUUAAUUAACAAUAUAAAACGUAACUAAAAUUAAAACAAAAGUAAUGACAAAAAGAGAAUGUUUUAUCAAUAAAGGGUUUGAAGGCCAAUCAGUAAUAAUAAAACUUUUUACGGCUUCUGUUUCUAAUUGGCAAUCUAAAAUGCAUAAAUACAAUAAUAUUUUUCCAAUUUUAA